Molecule: messenger RNA, 4874 nt
Organism: Panonychus citri (citrus red mite)
Lineage: Eukaryota; Metazoa; Arthropoda; Arachnida; Trombidiformes; Tetranychidae
Gene: Pcl
Exons: 2
Coding region: 1163-3784 (873 amino acids)
Biological process (GO): chromatin organization; regulation of DNA-templated transcription
Cellular component (GO): nucleus
Molecular function (GO): DNA binding; chromatin binding
Source: RefSeq, a predicted model, not a curated record
AAUUGACAAGACGAAAAAAGUUGUAAUAAUGAUUGGAAAACUAACUGUCAAUCCCAGUAAAUGGAAACUCUAAUGACACUCAUUCCUGGUUCUCAAUUAGUAACCAAUCAAUUCACUUUGAUAUAUUGAUUAGAUUAGAUCAAUUGAUUGAGUGGACAAUUUUGAAAAGGAAUUCAAAAUCUAUUCCAUCACCUUGUCACCAUCUGAAUAAGAACACUGAAAGUUUUGAGAAUUUAAUCAAACCAAAUUAACGAUCAACUGAUUAAAGAAAAUUAAUUGGGUUUCUGCGCCAUCUUCAGGUAAUAUUACUAAUCAGUUGCUUCCAAAUGGAAAGAUGAAAGUGGCGACAAUGUUGUCGAAUCAUUGAAACUGUUUCUCUUUCUUUUCUCUCUCUUUGCUCUUUAAUUCUUAUGUAUUUUUAUGUCAUCAAACAUUUAAUUCAAUUUGUUAGUUAAUUUAUCUUCUUGUUUUGAUUAGUGAUUUUUUCUUUUUCCAAUGUAAUUUAUGAUUCUGGUUCAAUGGAAUCAACAUGUUUACCUUUUAGCUGAGAAUCUUUUUCACUUUUUGUUUCAUUUUCUCCAUGAAAAAAGUGCUCAACUGAAAACCUUUACAAUUCUUUCCUGUAUUUAUCCUCUUUCGCUUUCUCUUUCUAUCUCAAUCUUUUUCCUUUUUUACUCUUUCUUUUUUUUUCUUUUUUCUUCUUCUAUUUUUUGUGUUGAUUGAAUUUCGUUUCUCUUUUUUUUUCUCUAUCACCAUCUCUCAUUUCUCAUGUAAUCGACUGAACCAGCUCUCUCUCUUUUUCUUUCUCUUCUUCUCUCUCCCUCUUCCAUUUUUCUCGCAUCAACACGAUUUAUUUUCUUCACCGUUUUUUCCUGCUAUUUUUGGAUGACUCGUGAUGAAAAUUGUACGACAACCUCUAGGCCUGUUUACCAAUUCAGUUGAACAUUUAACUUCAAUGUUCAAUAUUGAACAUCUGUUUUUCCUUAUAUUCUAUUCAUUUUUUUCGUCAAUUGACUGAUUUCUGUUACUUUUACCUAUUUUUUAUCUUCUCUCUCACGUCAUCUUCUUUUCUAACUCUCUGUUUACCAAAUACCUUGUUUUUCUAUCACCUUCAUUUACUCUGAUAAUUUGUUGAUCAACAUUGGUUUUCGAUUUAUUACCAAUGUCACAUUCUCGCAAUACAACUUCAGUUCAAAGUCAAACCGAACUGACCGAUGAAGACUCUGAUGAUGAUGGCGAUCAAACUUCCGCUAGUAGAAAGAUAAGAAGCCGUUUACCUAAUAAAAAGUAUGCUCAGGUUAUCUUGCGACAUAAUAACAAUCAGAAUGGUGCAGAUAAAGGUGAUAAUUCUGACAGUGUCCAUGAAAGUCAAGCUGAUUCAUCAUCUGAUUCAGAAGAAUCAACAUCAGAUUCAGAGUCUGAAUCUUUUGAUUCUGAAGGAGAUUCAAUGGAAGAAGAAGAAAAUAACUCUGACAAUUGUGAUGAUGAUGAUGAUGAUGAUGACGAUGACGAUGGUGAAGUUAAAUCCGACAACGAAUCUAAUUGUGAAUUAUGUUGCCAAUCAAAGACUAAUUUACGUAGUGCAAAUGUUAGUCAUUCAGAAAUGAUUCCCAAUGGAUCUUCAUCAUCAACUUCUCGAUCAACAAUAAGUUCAUCAAAUGCAACAUCUAAAUCAAAUAACCAAGAGAUUAGCAAAGUAGUUAAUAAGUCUUUUGGAAUGAAAAAUGUGCGAAGUAAUCAAGUGCAAUCAUAUUUAAAGGAUAAUAUCAAAAAUUUAAAUUCAUAUCCUGUUAAACACUGGAUGAACAUUGGUAAAACCGUUUUCGUAAGGUGGACAAAUGGACUUUAUUAUCUGGGUGUAAUUGAGAAGAUUGAAGAUGAUAAAGGACUUUGUUUAAUUCGUUACGAAGAUGAUUCAAGAUAUUGGACUCAUUUUAAAGAUAUUCAUACACAAUUAUCGGCCAAUACGAUUUUCUCUGAUUCAGAUAUAAUCUGCAGUGAAUGUCGUGAUGGCUCCUCUAAGUCACCCAAUGAGAUAGUCAUUUGUGAUGUGUGCAAUCAAGGUUAUCAUCAAUUAUGCCAUAAACCUCAAAUACCUGAUUCCGUAUUGGAACCUGAUGCCCCAUGGACUUGCCGUACUUGUCUUUAUGCCCUUGGUGCUCGAGAAGGUGGAGCAGAAAGGGAUACAGCGGUUGGUGAAGCUAUGAAAUUAACGAAAACAGUUUUCCAUUAUGAUUUAACAAAAUUAACCUGGAACGAUUAUCAUCAAGCUAAUAGGGAAAAUAUUUAUUGCUAUUGCGGUGGACCUGGACGGUAUCACUCUCGAAUGCUUCAAUGUCAUAAAUGUUUACAAUGGUUCCAUGAGGCUUGUAUUCAAGAGAUAGAAUCACCUUUCCUGUAUGGGGACCAUUUUUAUCAAUUUACUUGUGGUGUUUGCAAUAAAGGAGAUGAAAUUGUCGAGAGACUUUCAAUGCAUUGGAGUGAUCUGGUUGCCAUUAUACUGAAUAAUUUAACUCUACAACAUAGGAAGCGAUUUUUUGACCUGUCAAGUGAAAUUGUUCCAUUUAUUAUUCGAAAUAAUUCAAAAUUUAAAACCAAAGGAUAUAAUCUGAUGAAAAUGGGUGAAGAUGAACUAUCUCAAAAGGUUCUCUCCGUUCUGAUGAAGUACAAGAAAAAGUUCAUUUGUGAUCGAGAUCGAGAGAAAUUGACUCACUGGGCUUUACGAGUUCCUUGGCCUUUUCCAUGGCCCCAAUUUUAUGCUCCUAAAACAUUUUGGUCAAAUUGUGAUAAACGUGUAACUCAGACCAUCAACAGCAACAACAACAACAACAAUAAUAAUAAUAAUAAUAAUAAUAAUCUCCAGUCAAUCAAUUCUAUUCGAUCAAGGUCUCCACCCGCUUUUCCUCUUAUCUAUGGAGCUUGCAGGAAAGGGGCUUCCAUAUAUCCAAAACCAGCAAGUAUGAGACACUUAGUGAGACACAAGGAAAGAAAAAGAUCUCGUCGUAAAUCUCAGGAGAAAAGAAAAUCAAAAAUAAAUCUGCCUGGUGUAGGUAAUAUUAAUCAUGAUUCUACAGAUAAAACAUCUUCAUCUACAUGUAAUAUAAGUGCAUUAAAAGAAAUAGCGACAACAUCAUCUUCCACCAGUUUGCCAGGAAAAGAUGCUUUGAAUGAUAGGAAUAAAGAGCAUCUUAGGACAAGGAUCAAAAUUACCACAAAUUCUCGUUGGAAAUGUAAGAGGCCACGAUCAGAAUUAAAAGAUCAACACUCAGAUGACGUAGAUUUUGGUAAUGAUGGUUCAUCUUCACAAGAAGAUAGCACUGGAAAUGAUGAUAAUGAUAAUCAUGAUUUAGGGACAAUCGACUCAUGUCUCGAGAAAGUAAUACCAUUACCUGAAAAUUUCGAAGGACAUAAUAAUCCUUUUUUCGAUAUAAAUGAGCAAAGUGAAUCGUCAACUUCAUCUAUUGUUAACUCAGCUGAUAAAGUUAAUCAGUUAUCUUCAUCUCGUAUCAUUACUACCAAUGAUACAAAUCACAAUUCUAAUCAACACGAGAGUGGCUACCAAAUUAUACGAAGUGGUACUUGCUCCAAAUUAACUCUUAAAAGGAUAACCGGACACCCAAUGGAUAAAGAAUCUCCCAAGUCACCAAUUAAAUCACCUGAGGUGGAGGCUAAAUCUCCUGUUCAUGUGGAAACACCGAAUGAUUCAAUUCCUCGAAAGUGUAUAAUUAAAGCGCAAAGGUUAACUGCUGAUGGUAAACUUGAAUAUUUACUAGAAUGGGAAUAAUAAUUAAUAAUAAUGUAUAAAUCAGAUUUAUUGGAAAUUAAGGAAACAAUAAUUGAAAGCAAACCAUUAAUCAAAUGAUGACAAUAUACAUCAUGUAUAUAAUAUAAGCUUUCAUCAAAUCAACAUCUCCAAAGACUUGAACAUAUUUAGUCCAACAAGACUUACGAUGCCAUCAUGGAAGAUUUUUAAAAUUAACAAUCAAGCAAAUUUAGAGCCGAUUAAACCAAGGGGCAAUCUUACAAUCAAUCAGUAAAUUGCUGAACUGAAAGUAAACCAACUCACCAAAAAUAUUUACCAUUGUUCCUUCAUGGAUUUUUUAUAUCCAGGCGAUAAAUUAUUAUCUAAAAAUCUAUUGGCAAUUUAGCUGCAUUUCAUUUUGACUUAAUUAGAAUCAAACCAUUGGAAUUUAAUCAACCUUCAGAUGAACAAUUGAUCAAUCAAAUGGAUCACAAUCAAAUGAAUUCACAAAUAGGGUAAAUAAUUGGAUUGCUGAUGAUCAAUGUCAUCAAGCAGCUUGUUAAUAAUCAACAACAAGAUUUAAAUUGACUAUUAAACAACUAUGGCAGAAUCGACAAUUUAAAUUAACACCCUUCCUGGAUAUUGAUGAAUCUUAAGUUAAUUAUCAUGAAACGCUUGAGGGUAUGGCCAGUAUAAAAAUCCUGUGCAAAUGAUUAACAUACAAAACUUUAAUCAUCUUUACUAUGAAAAAAACGCAAAUUAUUGUUUGUAAUUUAAUUUAAAAAACAACAUCAACAAAAGCUACAAAAAAAAUCAAUUGAUUCACAUCAACAAUCAAUGGAAAUAUUAAUUUAAACUCAUUGAUUUCAUAUUCAUACAAAAAAAAACGAAUUACUGAUCAAAUCAUAUAGUUUAACAUUCAAAUAUAAAAUUGAUCAUAAAUUGUAACUCUAAUUGUGAAGUUUGCAAUAUCCUUUCAAUUGUAUUGAUUGGAAAACUGUAAAGAGCAACCAAAAUACGUAAUCAUGAAGCUCCCACUGAGUGGGUUCAGCUUUCAUCUUCCUCCCCUUGUAACUCACCUUUUUCAUCUCUAAUGUUCAUCAGAUUGAAUAAAAAACAAACUGAAACAAUA